Molecule: messenger RNA, 717 nt
Organism: Penicillium subrubescens
Lineage: Eukaryota; Fungi; Ascomycota; Eurotiomycetes; Eurotiales; Aspergillaceae
Exons: 3
Coding region: 1-717 (238 amino acids)
Source: RefSeq, a predicted model, not a curated record
AUGCGGCCCAGCAUCAAGUCUACGCAGACUACCUCUGACACCUUUGAACACCGUGUACUGCGAUCAGCCAAGCGCUCAGCUACGGAUCAGCCCUCCACAGAGCCUUUUCCCAACGCUUGUUCCCAUAUUGACCUUGAAUACAAGUUGCCAUUUCCGCACAAAAGACGACGAGAAGACGACAAUCACGACAGUCUGUCUGUUCACAAAGCCUGUUUCAAACACAUAGGCAGGGCCCAAGAAAAGCUUUUCAGAGCCCGGGAGGACCAGGAUCAAGAGCGAGCAGAGAGUGCCCAAGUCAUACAGCGGCUGCAGAUGGAGAAGGCGGAAGAGAUGGCAAAAUUGAGAAAGGUACUGGCGGAGAAUGAGAAUCUCUCAUGCGAAGCCAAAAGAUUGCAAAUGGAAGCCAGUCAGUUGCAGCAGCAGCUUGAAUCUUUCAAUUCCGCCAUGCAAGGCCAAGUGGCAUGGAAUGAUAUCCAACCAGCUCUGUAUCAAGCUCACGGUGACCUGGUAGCAGCGGCCACGCAAUUCUGGAGAAAUGUGGAAGCCAUUCAGAACCGACAGCUAGCUACCUAUUUGCCAGGGUCCGGAGUGGUGGAUACAGCAUGGACCAGUCAAAUCAGCGCACAAGAUCCCAUCGUUUCUACCUCAUUGCCGGAGAUUUCUGAACUGGGUGAAUACUCUGUCCUGCCUCAGCAAGCGCCGACAUCUGCAAAUUAG